Messenger RNA from Thalassophryne amazonica, 1934 nucleotides. It is a transcript of the gene ccdc151, whose product is annotated as coiled-coil domain containing 151. The record is from RefSeq and is a predicted model, not a curated record. Bases 59 to 1666 code for a protein of 535 amino acids. Gene Ontology annotation, cellular component: cilium. NCBI's taxonomy places the organism in Eukaryota, Metazoa, Chordata, Actinopteri, Batrachoidiformes, Batrachoididae. The transcript is spliced from 13 exons. Gene Ontology annotation, biological process: outer dynein arm assembly; cilium movement.
GACUUCCGCUAGCGUCUGAUAACUUUGCUCACUCUUGUUUUAAAAGAGGAGAUUAAAAAUGUCGACGAACCUUAACGAGAUUGGCCAAAUCACAAUAUUGCAGCGCAAACUUAAACUUCUGGAGGGCGAGAAGAAUGCUUUCGCUGAGAGCAGUCGGGCCAUCAUGCAGAAGAACACAGAGUCCAUCCAGAGGCUGAAGCAGAACAACAGCAUGCUGUACAGGAAGCUGGCAGGCGCUAAAGCUGGCCAUGCGCACAUCAUCAAAGCCGUCUUCCAGGACAGAGGCACAGAGAAAGAAGCUUAUCGCAACAUGACCUUAAAGGAAGCAAUCACAGCGCUGGACCAGAGUGUGCAGACCAAGAAGAAGCGUCUCAAUGCCAUGAAACACAUAACUCAGACUUUGGAGCGACAAUGGGAUGAACUCCAGAAGGAAUACCAGAGAAGGAAGCGAGUGUGCAGUGAAGCACCUUCAACUGAUACUCGUGCACGAAAACAUGAGGAGGAUGAAAUGACCAUACGGGACCUGGAGAACCAUCUGGAGAAGACCCAGUUAAAGUGCAAGCAGGCUGAGAACAUCACAGCAACAUAUCUGACACUGAAACGACAAAUGCAGGAGGAGAGUGUGACUUAUAAGGGCCAGUUGGACAGUCUGGAAGCAGACCUUCAGAAGCACAGAGAAGAGCUCAGCAACGUGAAGGCCAUGUACAAGAACGCCCAGCUCACCAAAAACGCUGCAAAGGCAGAAUUACAGCAGCAGGAGAAAAGGCUCUACAAAAACCAUAAGGAGCGAGAGCAAGUUAUCGCCUCCUACAGGAAGGUUGAGAAAAACAAGAUCCAGACCGUGAGUAUUGAGCCAAAUGAUCUGAGCAGAGAGCUGCAUCGCAGCAUCACCAGGAUGUCAGAGGAAGAGGAUGAGCACAGCUCAGCUUACGAGGAGGCUUAUCGACGCUUGAAGGAGAUCACAGGAGUUACCAGUAUACAGGAGCUAGAGGAGCAAUUCACCUCACAGCAGGAGGCAGGCGAGCAUCUGGAGAAGAUAAAGUCAGAGAAUGAGAAGAUCCUGCUGGAGCUGAAGGAGCAGGAGUUGCAACUGAACAAAGAAUUUCAGGAAAUGAAAAAUUCUGGAGAAGGCAAAAGUCUGAGCAUGCAGCAGGUACAGGAGGAGAGAAAACAGCUCCUGAAGUCAGUGCAGCUCAGGUAUGACACAGCCAGAGGGCGCGUGGAGCAUCUCGUUAAAACCGUCAAUGCUGUGCGAGCCGCAGUCGAGCACCUCGCAGACAAACUCCAGCACAUCACACUGAGCGAGGAGGAUGCCGUGUCCCAGGAGUCUCCUGAGUCUGGGGAGGACGUGGUGGAGCUUCUGAAGCAGUGUCAGCUGAAGAUCAAGUUAAUGGAAAAAGAGCUCAAAGGAAAUGAUCUGUCUCCUAUUAUGAAGGAAAUAAAAGAAGAUGAGUUCCACGCCAAGGUUGAGGAGAAGUUACCAUCUCACAGCGUUCAUGUUAAACUGCCAGAGGACCCACGUGUGGAUCAGGAUGAGCACGGUGCUGCCAUUGAAGACAAAGAGGUCGACCUCAUAUCACGGGAAGAACUGAAGCGGCAGUCUCAGCUGAUCGCUGAGUCGCACAUCAAGAAAAAGGCCUGGAAGAUGAGGAAGGGUGAGAUCUGAGCCAGCACGUCAGGAGGCACAACAGAGACGAAAAUAAAACGACAUGAACGAUAAACUCAUCCCCACAAGGAAAUGAAAUCCUCCAAGAUGUCUGAGUUUUGUUUGGGGGACAUUUGGUUAAAUAAUCCUUCACCGUCCAUCUGUGAGUCUACAGAGUGCAGGUUCUCCUAAACUGGUUGGAUGUCAGUGAACUGUCACACAGUGGGAGCUCACGUCAUGAAGACGUGCUCCAGGACAAAUAAUUCUGGUCCAACAUCGAGGGGAGAAA